Molecule: messenger RNA, 1695 nt
Organism: Fonsecaea multimorphosa CBS 102226
Lineage: Eukaryota; Fungi; Ascomycota; Eurotiomycetes; Chaetothyriales; Herpotrichiellaceae
Exons: 1
Coding region: 1-1695 (564 amino acids)
Biological process (GO): transmembrane transport
Molecular function (GO): transmembrane transporter activity
Source: RefSeq, a predicted model, not a curated record
AUGCUCAACAGGCAUGGCUCACGAAAAGAUGAAGCUUCGAAUGAAGAUGUCAUGAUCCCUAUCGCCGUGGAUGGCGCUGUCGAAGUUCCUGCUCAGAGUGUACCUCUUCAAAACGACCCAAGACACCCGCCAGUACCCGAUGCCGACGGUAUUGAACAUCGCUACUUGACGUUUGAAACAGACAUCCCACUGAACCCGGUACUACCGUCUGGAGUGAAGCAUGAGCUCCCGCCCUGUCCAAAUCUGCGCGACUACGACAAUCCUUUUACCUGGUCACUGACCCGGAAGAAGCUCAUGACCUACCUUUCUUGUUCAGUAAACAUCACAGCCGCCUACUCCGCCGGUUCUUAUGCAUCGCCGACAGCUCAGCUGACCGAAAAGUGGGGGAUCUCUGCUGUGGCAUACAAGACCGGAAUUACGAUCUUUACCGCCGGGUUUGGAGUGGCUCCAAUGGUGCUGGCACCAUUCUCGGAGAUAAAUGGAAGGAGACCUGUCUUCAUAUUUACUGGUAUUCUCUUCGUCAUAUGUCAGAUUGGCUGUGCAGUGACCGAUUCAUUCGCGGGGAUGCUACUGGCUCGAUUCUUCCUCGGCGUUGGAGGGUCCACCUUUUCCACCAUGGUCGGCGGCAUUCUCGCAGACGUUUGGGUGACAGCUGACCGCAAUGGGCCUAUGGUCCUUUUCACCGGAGCAACCUUGUUUGGUACCGGUCUAGGGCCUCUCGUGUCCGGUUUCGUUGCACAACGCACCUCAUGGCGUUGGGUGUUCUGGAUACAGGUCAUCACCAGUGGCACCUUGGUCAGUCUUGUCACCUGUUUCUUCAAGGAAACGCGCGGUAGUAUCAUUCUCAGUCGCAAGGCAAAGAUCCUGAACAAAUGGUAUGAGCAACUGGAAGCCGCAGGAGCACUCGGAAUGGAAGUGGAGGGUGGUAGCAUCGAUCCGGAAAAGAACGCAAAGAGGUAUUGCCGGAUCCGGUGGAAGGUAAAAGCAGAUGAAGAUAGAUUGUCGCUCGGCAGGAUGAUCGCGGUCUCGCUUUAUCGACCUAUUCACAUGCUGUUCACGGAACCUGUGGUCUUUUGGUUCAGCCUCUGGAUUGCCUUUUCAUGGGCAGUGCUGUACCUGCAAUUCGGGUCAAUCCCUCUAGUCUUUGAAGUCAAUCACGGCUUCAACCUAGAACAAACCGGAGCAGUAUUUACAGCCAUGUGCAUCGGAGCCAUCAUUUCCACAGUCCUCAGCAUCUGGCAGGAGAAAUGGGCUGCAAAGCACUACCCGGUCAAGAUCAACGGCAGCCCAGAGGGCAGGCUGAUGUUCACAUGCAUCGAGUCAGCCUUCAUGCCAAUUGGCUUAUUCUGGUUCGGCUGGACAUGUUACUCCUCCAUCCAUUGGAUUGUGCCUACAAUUGCCGUCGGGGUCGCGACAAUGGGCAUCUUCAGCAUCUUCCUCGGAACCUUCAACUACACAGCGGACUGCUAUCAUAUGUAUGCAAGCUCGGCUCUUGCAGCUUCAGGAGUUUGCCGAAACCUGCUGGGCGGAUCGUUCCCACUGGUAACGAAUCAGCUAUUUACGAACCUUGGUUUCCAGGCUGCGAGCAGCCUUUUGGGGGCCAUCGGGCUCGCAUUGACGCUUGUGCCUUGGGUGCUUGUCCUUUAUGGACCAAAGAUCAGGGCCAGGAGCAAGAUUGCGAGUUCGUUCACAUGA